CGAGAAGCCACUCAAACGCGACGGAGGAGCUCGCUGGUUUGGGAGAUAUUGGCAUUUCUUGUCUCUUUUUUUUGGCUCUUGUUCUUAUUGCUUUUUCCCGCUACCACCCCAUUCCCGUCCCUCAUUCGCGGGGAAAACUUUUCCUACUGCUCGAAGCAUGGCCGAUUCCGUCUUGUUUAACAAUUGCAUCGAUGGCUUGGAUCAGCAUCUCCGAGGGAAGGGGAAGCUGGACGCUGCGAGCGGAGCGCUGCAGAGCGGCGGCGGCAGCAAGCUGGCCGGGCUGUGCGAGGAGCGCUGUGACAGCGGCAUCGGCUCUAUGAAUGAGAGGGAUGAGGAGGUGCUGCGGGAAAUCAGGGAACUCAGCCUGACCGACAAGCCCGAGGCAGCCCAGUCUUGGAAAGACUUCGUCUCGGAGGAUGGAGACACGUUUCUGCAUCUGGCGAUCAUCCACACUGCAAAGGAUGUUGUGUUCCAGAUCCUUAAAAAUACCCAGGAUGGGGAUCCGUAUCUUCACCGCCAGAAUAACCUGAAACAGAGUGCCAUGCAUCUGGCAGUGAUCACGCAACAGACUGAUGUGCUGCAGGCUUUGCUUUGGGCUGGAGGAGACCUGGGAUCGAGGGACAUUAAUGGAAACUCACCUCUGCACAUUGCUUCUGAGACGAAUCUGUUCGCUUGUGUACAAAUCAUCAACGAAUCCUGCACAAGGCAUGAUAUCCGAAGCCUCCUGGAUAGCAAGAACUACAAUGGUCUUACAUGUUUGCAUUUGGCAGUGAAAAACAGACUUCCUGAUAUGGUGAAAUAUUUAAUUCAGCUAGGAGCUGAUAUUAAUGCUCAGGAACCAUCCAGUGGUAGGACUGCGCUUCAUCUUGCAGUGGAGGAGCAGGAUGCUGAAAUGGUGUCAUUGUUGGUGCGGUGUGGAGCAGAUCCCAAUGUCCUGAUGUACAAUGACUGUACACCAUACCACCUGACCUUGGGAAGGGAUAAUUUGAGAAUCCAGAAGGAACUUAUUAAUGUGACAGAUCCAUCCUUACAGAUUUUGUAUGAAGAUAAUCAGAUGUGGGAUUAUGAAUCAUGUGACUGGGAGGUUCCUUUCUCAUAUGAUGACUGCAUAAUUGGGGGACAGCCACUUGGGUACUGAAGAUGAUCCCUUUACACAUUGCUACUCUGAACUUUCUGUACUUCAAUUCAUCUAGAGAGUUGGAGAUGUGUAUUGAAGCAUGGUUACCCAAUCAUCUAAUUUGAUGAGAAACAUCAAUGACAGACACUAAUAUUUUCAAGUCAUGCAGCUGGGUGCCCAUGUAUCUUAAAUAAUUGUUAAUGUAAUUAAAGAAUUAUCCAGAAGCAGAGAAUGUGAUGUUGUAAGUUAUAGAUGUAGAAUGAGAUCUUCCAGUAUAAAGGGAUAUACUGAAUGCACUGUAUUCUCAAUUACAUGCAAUAGAUGACUGAAAUAUGUAAAUCUUCCUAUAAUUGAGAUAUUGUGCAUAUUUGUAAUGUAUAAAAACUGUAAAUAUGUAAAGUACUGUAAAUACUGUACAUUUUCUACUUGCGAGAAUAUUUGAUACAGCCCUUUGUUAUUUAUUUUUGUCAAAUAAAGAAUAUGAAAAGUUUAAA
Pristis pectinata (smalltooth sawfish) is the source of this 1611-nucleotide messenger RNA. RefSeq names its product nuclear factor of kappa light polypeptide gene enhancer in B-cells inhibitor, alpha b (gene nfkbiab). The coding region runs from base 158 to 1138 and encodes 326 amino acids. Gene Ontology annotation, molecular function: protein binding. The transcript is spliced from 6 exons. Lineage: Eukaryota; Metazoa; Chordata; Chondrichthyes; Rhinopristiformes; Pristidae. The record is from RefSeq and is a predicted model, not a curated record.